AUGACGGACUCACUCACUUCCCUCUCCACCGCCGUCUCCACCUCCUCCACCAAACUCCGCCUCCGGAUCUUCCGUCACGACAUCGUCUCACUCAUCAACAACGUAGAGAUGACAGUUGAACUCGCAUCGGUGCUAGUAGACACGAUUUUUCGGACUUUAUUCAUUUAUGAAGAUCGUGGAUCGAGAAAAGCAGUUGAUGAUGUGAUUAUUAAGUCAUUAAAUGAGGUUAUCUUUAUGAAAAGUUUCGCAGGGGCGGUUGUUCAAGCAAUGGAGAAGCAAUUGAAAGUUCAAUCACACGUUGGAUGUUAUAGGUUACUUAAUUGGUCCAUUUUGCUGUUAACUAAGAGUCAAUUCAGUUCAGUUUCAAAAAAUGCAGUUUCCAGAGUAGCUUCAGCGCAGGCUGGAUUGGUUAAUCUUGUUAUGCAACGAUCGUUUCGUGAGCGGAGAGCAUGCAGACGGAUUUUCUUUCAAUUGUUUUCUCAGUCGCCGGAUAUUUAUAAGAUAUACAUUGAGGAAUUAAAGGAUGGGCGUAUUCCGUAUAAAGAAAGUCCAGAGUUAAUUCGGUUGGUACUUGAUUUUUUGAGUUUGUCCAGUUCUCGUUUUGAGCAAUGCAAGUUAAUAUUUAUCGAUAUAUACUUGAAAGCGGUUUUGAAUGCUAGAGAAAAGCCGGGAAAGGGACUUAGUGAAUGUUUUAGUCCGCUGUUUAUACAUUUCUCGCAUGAGGAUUUUCAGAAUGUGGUGUUACCCUCUUCGGUGAAAAUGUUAAAGCGGAACCCUGAGAUUGUGUUGGAAGCAGUUGGGAUUCUUUUGGAGUCAGUCAAUCUUGAUUUGAGCAAGUACGGGGUUGAACUUCUUUUGGUAGUGUUAUCACAGGUUCGGCAUGCUGAUGAAAGUAGGAGAGUUGGGGCAUUGGUUAUUGUACGGUGUUUGAGCCAAAAGUCUAGUAAUCCUGAUGCUUUAGAAGCUAUGUUCAAUUCUGUUAAAGCCAUAAUUGGAGGGUCAGAAGGAAGACUGCAAUUUCCAUAUCAACGAACUGGCAUGUUCAAUGCUGUGCAAGAAUUGUCGUAUGCUCCUGAUGGAAAAUUUUUAAACAGUCUCUCACGAACAUUAUGCAGUUUCCUUUUAUCUUGUUCCAAGGAUGAGGGUAAUGUUUUACUGGAUGAACUCCUUGACUGUUUUGGAAAUGAAGAGGUAAAGCUUGCAAUUUUGUCAGCUGUUGCUUCUUGGGCAGCACGCUCUGCUGAUGCUGUCCAACCGAAUUUAGUUUCUUUUAUCGCUUCUGGCCUCAAGGAGAAGGAAGCUUUGAGAAGAGGACAUCUUCGUUGUCUACGGGGCAUAUGCAAAAAUGCUGAUGCUGUUUUACAGAUAUCAUCUUUGCUUGGACCUCUUGUUCAACUUGUAAAAACUGGUUUUACCAAAGCAGUGCAGCGUUUGGAUGGGGUGUAUGCUUUGCUUGCUGUAGGGAAGAUAGCCUCUGCUGACAUCAAAGCAGAGGAGACUCUAGCAAAGGAAAAGAUAUGGUCUUUGAUAUCUCAAAAUGAACCUUCCCUUGUUCCAAUUUCUAUGGCCUCAAAAUUAUCGAAUGAGGAUUGCAUGACUUGUGUUGAUCUUCUUGAGGUGCUGUUGGUGGAACAUUCACGCAGAGUGUUGGAAGCUUUUUCAGUGAACUUGCUGUUCCAGUUGAUGGUCUUCUUACUCUGCCAUCCAAGUUGGGAUGUUAGAAAAAUGUCAUAUGAUGCUACCAGAAAGAUAAUUACUGCUAUCCCUCGGUUAUCUGAACCACUUUUACUUGAGUUCACAAAUUUUCUUUCAGUAGUUGGAGAGAAGAUCUCUCUUUUGGGGACAAGUGAUGCAGAAAAUUCAUUGGACACUCAAGUUCCAUUUCUUCCAUCUGUUGAGGUAUUAGUGAAGGCUUUAGUUGCAAUAUCAUGUGCAGCUCUUGCUACUUCCCCAAGCAUAUGUACACUAGUCAUAUUCUGCUCGCAUCAUCCAUGUAUGGUUGGCACUGCAAAAGUAGAUGUUGUUUGGAAGAGGCUCCAUAGAUGUUUGCGAAGGCUUGGGAUUGAUAUUGUUGGCAUUGUUUCUGCUGAUGUUGAGAAUUUGUGCAAGGUUCUACUAGGACCAAUGGGAUUGACAAGUUCAAAUGUGCUAGAACAAGAAGCAGCAAUAAAUUCUCUGUCAACUUUGAUGUCUAUAACACCUAGAGAUAUGUAUUUGGCAUUUGAAAAGCAAUUGAAAAAUCUUCCUGAUCGUUAUUCACAUGAUAUGCUUUCAGAGAAUGAUAUUCGAAUUUUUCACACUCCUGAAGGAAUGCUUUCCAGUGAGCAAGGUGUUUAUGUUGCAGAAUCUGUUACUUCUAAGAACACAAGACAGGCGAAGGGCCGUUUUCGGAUGUAUGAGGACGACAUGAAUCACGUCAAUUCUAGUCAUUCUGUGAAGAGAGAACCAGCUGGUGUGGGGAAAAAGGAUACUGGGAAGUCAAUGAAGAAAGCUGAAAAGGGAAAGACAGCAAAAGAAGAGGCUCGUGAAUUAAUGCUGAAGGAGGAGGCAGCUAUACGUGAUAAGGUUGGGAGUAUACAGGAGAACCUGUCAUUGAUGCUGAGAGCUCUUGGGGAAAUGGCCAUCUCUAACCCUGUAUUUGCACACAGCCAACUACCUUCUCUGGUUAAGUUUGUUGACCCUUUACUACAGUCACCUAUAGUGAGUGAUGUGGCCUAUGAAACCUUGGUGAAACUAUCAAGAUGUACAGCUGCACCUCUUUGUGAUUGGGCUCUUGACAUUGCUACUGCUCUACGCCUCAUUGUGACUGAGGAUGUUAGCGUUUUGUUGGAUCUUAUUCCACUAGAUAGUGAAGGGGAAACCAAUGAGAGACCUUCUUUGGGUCUUUUUGAGAGAAUAGUUAAUGGCUUAUCCGUGUCUUGUAAAUCUGGUCCUCUUCCUGUAGAUUCUUUUACUUUUGUAUUUCCGAUAAUGGAGCGCAUUCUAUUAUCUCCCAAGAAGACUGGACUUCAUGAUGAUGUGCUUCGUAUUCUCUAUUUGCACAUGGAUCCACAGUUACCCCUUCCUAGACUUCGAAUGCUAUCAGCUCUUUAUCAUGUUUUAGGUGUUGUUCCAGCUUAUCAAGGGUCAGUUGGACCAGCAUUAAAUGAAUUGUGCCUUGGUCUAAAACCAGAGGAAGUUGCACCUGCACUGUAUGGAGUUUAUGCUAAAGAUGUUCAUGUAAGAAUGGCCUGCUUAAAUGCUAUAAAAUGUAUUCCAGCUGUUUCCAGCCGAUCCAUUCCUGAGAAUGUAGAGGUCGCAACUAGCCUUUGGAUUGCUCUGCAUGAUCCAGAAAAGUCAGUUGCUGAAGCUGCAGAGGAUAUAUGGGAUCGCUAUGGAUAUGAAUUCGGCACCAAUUAUUCUGGACUUUUCAAAGCACUUUCUCAUGUUGAUUACAAUGUUCGAGUCUCUGCUGCAGAGGCAUUAGCUGCUGCUUUGGAUGAAAAACCAGAUACUAUACAGGAAUCGCUUUCUACUUUAUUUUCUUUAUAUAUCCGGGAUGCUGGUUUUGGUGAGGAUGCUGUUGAUGCUGGUUGGCUCGGAAGACAAGGGAUAGCAUUGGCUUUACAUUCUGCUGCCGAUGUUCUGAGAACAAAAGACCUCCCUGUCGUUAUGACAUUCCUCAUAUCACGUGCAUUAGGAGACCCUAAUGCAGAUGUUCGAGGAAGAAUGAUCAAUGCUGGCAUCAUAAUAAUUGAUAAGCAUGGAAGAGACAAUGUUUCCUUGUUAUUUCCGAUCUUUGAAAACUACCUAAACAAGAAGGCAUCAGAUGAAGAAAAGUAUGAUUUGAUUCGUGAGGGUGUUGUUAUUUUUACUGGAGCUUUGGCAAAACACUUGGCGAAGGAUGACCCCAAAGUCCAUGCUGUGGUGGAGAAAUUGUUGGAUGUCUUAAACACUCCAUCAGAGGCUGUUCAACGGGCAGUUUCAACUUGCUUAUCUCCACUAAUGCAAUCAAAGCAGGAUGAUGCACCUGCUCUUGUUUCUAGGUUAUUGGAUCAACUGAUGAAGAGUGACAAAUAUGGGGAACGCCGUGGCGCAGCUUUUGGACUUGCUGGAGUGGUCAAGGGAUUUGGAAUAUCUUGCUUGAAGAAGUAUGGAGUUGCUGCUGCAAUAAUGGAAAGUCUUGCAGAUAGGAGUUCGGCAAAACAUCGUGAAGGAGCUUUGCUGGCUUUUGAGUGCUUUUGUGAAACGCUUGGAAAAUUGUUUGAGCCGUAUGUGAUUCAAAUGUUACCAUUGCUUUUGGUUUCUUUCUCUGAUCAAGUUGUAGCCGUUCGUGAAGCUGCUGAAGGUGCUGCUCGUUCAAUGAUGUCUCAACUUACUGUGCAGGGGGUGAAGCUUGUACUUCCAUCGCUUUUAAAGGGUCUUGAGGAUAAAGCCUGGCGGACAAAGCAAAGCAGUGUACAACUUCUUGGUGCCAUGGCUUACUGUGCUCCUCAACAACUUUCUCAGUGCCUUCCUACAAUCGUGCCCAAACUGACUGAGGUAUUAACUGAUACGCAUCCCAAAGUCCAGUCAGCAGGACAAAUGGCACUUCAACAGGUCGGGAGUGUGAUAAAGAAUCCAGAAAUAUCUUCUCUUGUCCCUACACUUCUCAUGGGCCUUACUGACCCCAAUGACCAUACAAAAUAUUCUCUGGAUAUCCUCCUCCAGACAACUUUUGUUAAUUCCAUUGAUGCCCCUUCACUUGCAUUAUUGGUGCCUAUAGUUCAUAGAGGGCUAAGGGAGAGGAGUGCUGAAACUAAAAAGAAAGCUGCACAAAUAGUUGGAAAUAUGUGUUCAUUGGUUACAGAACCAAAGGAUAUGAUUCCUUACAUAGGGUUGCUUCUUCCUGAAGUUAAAAAGGUUCUUGUGGAUCCAAUUCCAGAAGUUCGUUCUGUUGCAGCAAGGGCCAUUGGAUCCCUUAUUAGAGGAAUGGGCGAGGAUAACUUCCCUGAUCUUGUUUCAUGGCUAUUUGAUGCACUUAAGUCUGAUAACAGUAAUGUUGAGCGCUCUGGAGCUGCUCAAGGUUUGAGUGAGGUUCUAGCUGCACUUGGCACAGAAUACUUUGAACAUGUGCUGCCUGAUGUUAUCCGAAACUGUUCUCAUCAAAGGGCAUCUGUGCGUGAUGGAUAUUUAACACUUUUCAAGUAUCUGCCAAGAUCUUUAGGUGUUCAAUUCCAGAAUUAUUUGCAGCAGGUGUUGCCGGCAAUUUUAGAUGGUCUUGCAGAUGAGAAUGAAUCGGUUCGUGAUGCAGCAUUAGGUUCUGGCCAUGUCCUGGUGGAGCACUAUGCAACAACGUCCUUGCCUCUUCUCCUUCCUGCUGUAGAAGAUGGUAUUUUCAAUGAUAGUUGGCGCAUCCGGCAAAGCUCAGUGGAAUUGUUAGGAGAUCUCUUGUUUAAGGUUUAUACUACUACACCACUUAUCCAUGAUGAUGAAGGUGCUAGCACUGAAGCACAUGGACGUGCUAUUAUUGAGGUUUUAGGAAGAGAUAAGCGUAAUGAAGUUCUUGCUGCAUUAUACAUGGUCAGAACUGAUGUCAGUUUAUCUGUGCGUCAGGCUGCCUUACAUGUAUGGAAAACUAUAGUGGCAAACACUCCUAAGACUCUCAAGGAAAUAAUGCCAGUUUUAAUGAAUACUUUAAUAUCUUCUCUGGCAUCACCGUCUUCUGAGAGGCGGCAGGUUGCAGUACGUGCAUUGGGUGAACUUGUUCGAAAGCUUGGCGAAAGAGUGCUUCCUUUGAUCAUCCCAAUCUUAUCCCGGGGGCUGAAGGAUCCUGAUGCUAGCAGAAGACAAGGUGUAUGCAUUGGUCUGAGUGAAGUGAUGGGAAGUGCUGCGAAGAGUCAGUUAUUGAGUUUUAUGGAUGAGCUAAUCCCUACAAUCCGGACUGCCCUUUGUGAUAGCAUGCCUGAGGUGCGUGAGUCUGCAGGCUUAGCAUUCAGCACUCUGUACAAGAGUGCUGGAAUGCAAGCAAUUGAUGAAAUUGUUCCAACACUGCUGCAUGCUCUUGAGGAUGAUGAAACCUCUGAUACUGCUCUUGAUGGUCUCAAACAAAUCUUAAGUGUCAGGACUACAGCUGUUCUGCCUCAUAUUUUGCCCAAGCUGGUCCAACUUCCCCUUUCUGCCUUCAAUGCACAUGCACUAGGAGCCUUAGCAGAGGUUGCAGGACCUGGUCUUAACUUUCAUCUUGGCACUGUUCUUCCUGCUUUACUUUCUGCAAUGGGUGGUGAGGACAAGGAUGUUCAAGUUUUGGCUAAGGAGGCUGCAGAAACAGUGGCCUUGGUCAUAGAUGAGGAAGGUGUUGAGUAUCUGAUAGCUGAACUUAUUAAAGGCGUUGGGGAUACUCUGGCUUCAAUCAGAAGAAGUUCAUCAUAUCUGAUAGGAUACUUAUUCAAAAACAGCAAUUUAUAUUUGGUUGAUGAAGCUCCAAAUAUGAUAUCUACACUGAUUAUUUUGCUUAGCGAUUCAGAUUCAUCGACUGUUGCGGUUGCUUGGGAAGCUUUAUCGAGGGUCAUUGGUUCUGUUCCUAAGGAGGGAGGACCAGUUGUCAUUACAGGUUUCUGUCUCCCAAAAGCUCUUCAGCCAUUGCUUCCAAUAUUUCUUCAAGGUCUGAUAAGCGGCUCUGCUGAAUUAAGAGAGCAGGCAGCACUGGGUCUUGGGGAGCUCAUUGAAGUGACUAGCGAACAAGCAUUGAAGGAUUUUGUCAUUCCAAUCACUGGGCCUCUUAUCCGGAUCAUAGGAGAUCGGUUUCCUUGGCAGGUGAAGAGUGCCAUCUUGUCUACCUUGAGCAUCCUAAUACGGAAGGGUGGGAUGUCCCUGAAGCCCUUUCUUCCUCAGCUCCAAACAACAUUUAUCAAGUGCUUACAAGAUAAUACAAGGACGGUUCGUACAAGUGCUGCCUUUGCACUUGGAAAGCUUAGUGCACUCAGUACUAGAGUUGAUCCGCUAGUCAGUGACCUCCUGUCCAGUUUGCAGGCAUCAGAUGCUGGUGUUCGUGAGGCAAUUCUCACAGCUUUAAAAGGUGUGCUUAAGCAUGCUGGGAAGAGUGUGAGUGGUGCUGUCAGAGUUCGUGUAUUCAGUCAGCUCAAGGAUUUAAUUCAUCAUCAUGAUGACGAAGUUCGAAUAUCUGCUGCCAGCAUAUUGGGUAUCACUUCACAGUCAGACCUGAUGUUUGAGCCUGUCAGUGUGCUGCAUUUAAAAGCAAGGAUUAGAAAAGAGGGAAAACAAAAUACUCUUAAGGUGGUGGGUUUCAACUACAGAAUACUCAGUGGUACAUGUGAGCUUGCCAGGCUGUCCAAGCAGAGGUACGUGCUGGCUGAUCUUGGGUCUAAUGAAAUGAGUUUUGAAACUGGGCUUGAGAUGUACAUGGAAGAGCCUCAACUGGCAGAUCUGCUUGAACUACUUUUGAGUUUGGCAUCUUCUUCUAGCUGGGUUUCUAGGCAUGGCUCGGUACUCACUAUUUCAUCCUUGCUAAGGCACAAUCCUUCUUCUGUUGUUACAUCUCCAAUGUUUCCAUCUAUCAUAGACUGCCUUAAAGGUGCCUUGAAAGAUGAGAAGUUUCCUCUUCGUGAAUCUUCAACCAAGGCAUUAGGAAGGCUUCUACUUCAUAAAAUUCAGAGAGAUCCUUCUGAAGCUACUGCAUAUGUGGAUAUCAUUUCGACAAUAGUGUCAGCUUUGCACGAUGACUCCAGUGAAGUCAGAAGAAGAGGUUUAUCCGCUUUAAAAGCUGUAGCAAAAGCAAGUCCUCCAUCAAUUAUGGUCCAUUUUUCCAUCAUUGGCCCUGCACUUGCCGAAUGUUUGAAGGACAGCAGUACUCCAGUGAGACUUGCUGCAGAAAGAUGUGCUCUGCAUGCCUUCCAGCUGACAAAAGGUACUGAAAAUGUUCAAGCUGCUCAAAAAUUUAUUACAGGCUUGGAUGCCAGACGACUUUCUAAGUUCCCUGAAUAUAGUGAUGAGAGCGAAGAUAGUGAAGAAGAAUUGACAAGUGGCUGA
Dovyalis caffra is the source of this 8007-nucleotide messenger RNA. NCBI's taxonomy places the organism in Eukaryota, Viridiplantae, Streptophyta, Magnoliopsida, Malpighiales, Salicaceae. The record is from the annotation of a GenBank genome assembly.